Trichosporon asahii var. asahii CBS 2479 is the source of this 1008-nucleotide messenger RNA. RefSeq lists its product as uncharacterized. The transcript has 2 exons. The record is from RefSeq and is a predicted model, not a curated record. NCBI's taxonomy places the organism in Eukaryota, Fungi, Basidiomycota, Tremellomycetes, Trichosporonales, Trichosporonaceae. The coding region runs from base 1 to 1008 and encodes 335 amino acids.
AUGACCUUUGCGCCCCGUCGGCCAUACAUCCUUCUCGCACCGGCGGCGCUGGACCUGCUCCUCCUCACCCAGCCUGGUCCGACAUAUCUGCGGUUACUCUGCCUCGCGCGCGCGUCUGUUCUGAUCGGCUUGACAUUUGCUGCCCGAUGGCGGAAACGCACACUCGCCCUCGUCGUCCCGCUCGCUAGCGUUCUGGCGUGUGUCUGGGAGACAUGCAAGAGUACGCUAUACAAGUACCCCAGCGCGCCGGGUGAUGGUGAUGGAGACGGCAGUGGAGGAGGGAAAGGAGAUUGGGACGAGUGGUACGGUCCCGAGGCGAGCGCAACAUACUUGGCUGAGACGCCGUCGCCAUUACCCGCCGACCGAGGCUUUCUCUUUGGCUCGCUCCGCUCCGCCGCAGCUCUGCGCAAACCCUCACCUCUUGGACCUGGACGCUCGUGCUCUGCCCCCGCGCCUCCCUCUGGCUUGCGUCCAUCAGUCUCAGGCGCGACGCUCGGUGAGGAUUUGGCGCCGAGCGCAUCGUCUGCGUCUCUGUCUUCCGCCUCCGACGCUGGUUCGUUAGGCACCUCGCCCUCCCCCGUCACCGGUCCUAGUCCGGAACGCUUAUCGCCCCACUCCCAGAGGGUCGUUAGUGGCUCGUCCUCUGGUUCAGCAGCUUUACGCGCCAAAGAAUUGCGUGAUGACGAGAGGAGCGAAAGCGCAGACCUGGUGGGACCGCUGCGUGUCUCUCCGCGCACGCUGUAUGCCGACCUGCCCCCGCACACCACUGUGGACAUUGAGGCCGGCACGUAUGAUGACGGGUACGAGAGCUCCAACUCUGAGAGCAGCAUCAUCGACAUGCCCCGUCGUCGUGUGGCUCCGCUCGAUGCAGAGAGUAUAGGAGAAGUUGCCGAGAACGCUUCCGCGAGCGUGAUCAGCGUCGUGGCCGGUAUUGGGGGCAUCGUGCGCCGGAGUGCCAGUAGAGGACUUCUGGGUACGAGUCCGGGAUACGGAACGUUUGACCAGUAG